AUGACUAAAAUGCAGAGGCUUGAUUCGUUGAAAGAGCUUUUAAAACAUGUGUAUGAUAGAAAUGACCCUGAACAAAAACCUAGUUCCAUGGAGGGAAUUAAAAAGCAAAAAACUCCUACAUCAUUAACGGAGCAAGUUUUGGUGGGACUUUUGAACGAUCUUUUUUCCACUUGCGUUUUCCGUUCAGUUCCUUUAAUGGACGAGUCACCCAUAAGUUUGACAAAAACCAAGCCGGAUCCAAAAAAAGAUCGCUACAUGAUAUAUUUAAAAUGGACAAAACCAGAAAUUUUUAUUCAAUCGAUUUCCCACAAAUUUACAACUUUCACAGGAAAACCAACCCCUAUUCAAGGCAAGAUGACUAGAUAUGGAGAAAAGAGUGUUAUAUUAUCUAUGGGUCUUUCAACAUCAUUUAGAGCAUACUUAAAACCAUUUCGUUAUUCAAACAAGAUACCUGUCAGUAUCUUGAACGAAUUUAUCGAUGUUGAGAUAAACAAAGGUGGAUUGUGGGCAUAUCAAUCUUUACCUGCUUUUUUAUCCUCUGAAACAAAGGAUACCAAAGAACAAACUGAAAGGAGAAACAAUCUUUUAAAAAUAGCCAAUGAACAGCUUGAUGAAAUCCAGCCAUCAACUAUUGUAUCCAUUUUAUGGUCUUUGUAUUUCAUACAAGAUCACAAACGCAUGCACAAGUUGUGUAUGAUAUUGUGUAAUGAGUUCAUGCAGAACUACCAGAGUGACACAAGAAACUUUGUUUAUUUCCUUUAUUUAUGCAGUAAAAUGGAGUUAAUUCCAAAUGAAAAGUUGGAAGAGAUUGUAUAUUCCAAAUUUAACAACGUAACUAUCUUAGAAAAUCUCACGGUUCCAGACAUUGUUAUACUAACUAACAUCACAAACUUUAGUAAAAACACUACUCUCACACAGAAAAUAUCUACUCUUUUGUACUAUGAAAUAGAACACAUGAGUAAGGAAUGUGUUGUUUUCCUGAUCAGUGGACUUACAAAAAUGAACUUCCAGUUUCAUCUAAAUGAUUUGUUUUCUAAAAAACUCUUUUCAAGACUUUUGGCCGUAUACGACGAAAUUAAUUCUGACGAGCAGUUGAGUGUUAUAUUUUAUACCAUGUCUACAUUAACCUAUGGAGUUGUUGGCUAUUUAAAUGAAUUGAUAUCAAAGACUUUAACUAGGCUUCAUAGACUAUCAUCAGAUCAAAUUGUGAAAAUUGGUCUAUUAUAUGCAUUGGCUAUUCACACUUCACAGUUGGCUGACAAACUUAAUGAAAAGAAAACAGAGCCUAAAGAAAUUAAAGACAGGAUCUCAGGUAAACUGGAAGGUCCAGUUAGCACUUAUAUUGACGAUUGUCUCGAGUUUGUAUUCAGAAAAGCUGCAGUAAACUAUAAAUGCCCUGAGGCUGAUUUGCUUAUAAUGAUGAAUGGCCUCUUAAUACACACUCACAUUCCUUCAUCAUCCAAAAAAUUGGACGAGUUAGGUUUAGAAUUCGGUGAGUCUUGGAUAACUACAUUUAGAUGUACUAAAAGGGUUACAAAGUACAAUAAAAAUGUACCUAAAAUAGAUAUUAAUGCUUUGGAGGCUCAGGCGAAUAACCCAGCCUAUAGCAAGUGCUUUAAAAUGUUCUAUCUUAACUUAAUUGACGAAUUUUGUAACAGAACUGACGAGUUUAAAAGUGAAACCGUAGAUCAAAUUGUCUUUUCAUUACUAACAUUAAAAAUCGACUUAUCACCCAUCUAUGAGGCUGUCUUAAUAAGUAAAGGUGAAUCAAUAAGGCAGAAUGUGGGAUUUGUUGAAAUACGGAUUGUGGAGUCUGAUACUAUGGAAGAACAGUAUGAAAUGGCUAGGGAAGUAUUAACAUGGUCUAGGGCCAAGGACGGUAUUGACGUUCUCAAAAUUGGUGAUACUGUGGUAGAUUCAAGUCCAUUUGAAAAACUCGGCAUGUCAGUUGAAGUUACUUCCCACAAUAAUGAUGAGGAAAUUAAAGGAGAACCAGUUGAUACUACAAAAUCUGAUGUAUUGAAAGAUUCUGAAGAGGAUGCAGUAGAGGACUCUGGAGAGGAGGAAACAGAAAAAGAGGUAAUCAUUAUAAAAAAAGCUGAAUCUGUGGUCAAAGAUAAAGAAACGCCGAUUAAAAAUAGAGUUGAGUUUGAUGUGAAAGCUGAAGAGGAACCUGUAGAAAUUGUAGAAAGUGCGGAGCCUGUAGAAAUUGUAGAAAGUGCGGAAUCUGAUGAGGAAGAUAUUGUGUAUGUUGAAGAAGCAGAUAGUAGCAUUGCAAGCAGUGAGAAAUCCUGUAGCUCCAGCUCUGUUAUAGAGGAAAUAGUUGUUGAUACAAAAAAGAGUAAAAAUAAAAAUAAGGUUAAGAUUGAAACACCUGUUAAAAAAGAAAAGGCUAAGGAAAAGACUGUUUCUAAAAAGAAAGAAGAUGAAGAGAAACGCCCGGAAUCUGAGGAAAAGGUGAAAGAGACUAAUAUUGAGGAUUUAAUAAAAAUGGCUUCAAAAAUGGAUUCUUCAACUUUAGCUCAAGGGAGUCCAGUCUACGACCUUUUAAAAAAACUUUAUAAAAAGGAUUCCGAAGAUGUUGAGGAAAAGAAGGUAAAGAAGAUCGGGAAAUAUGAAUUAUUAAAUACACAGAGUUUAGAAGGUAAAGAGUCAAAGAGACAAAAAUCUAAAGAGGCAAACAAGUCCAAUUUAUAUAAAAUUUCAAAGUAUAGGCAAACUAGUGAGGAUUGGGUAAAUCUUGCCGUGGAAUCCAGAGAACCUACAAAAAAGGGGAAGAAAAAAGAUAAUAAACCUCAUUUGGAUGAAUUAGCAAAGAAGGAAGAUGUUUUUUAUAAAUUGAAAACAAACAAAAAAACGAGAGUUGAGUUGGAAAAGAGGGAAGUCCAAAUUGUUUACAAAUAUGUAAAAAUCAAGAACUAA
Molecule: messenger RNA, 2922 nt
Organism: Theileria parva strain Muguga
Lineage: Eukaryota; Apicomplexa; Aconoidasida; Piroplasmida; Theileriidae
Exons: 7
Coding region: 1-2922 (973 amino acids)
Source: RefSeq, a predicted model, not a curated record